CGUUCUCUUAUUCACAGUUGGUUUCUCGUUGUGGACGGUUGUCGCUUUCGUCGUUGCCGUCAAUUUUAGUCGCGCGCGUGUGUAGUUCUUAAACACAACCAAAAUAUGAAUUGCACGCAAUUGUAUUAAUCACCCAACACUCGCACAUCCACACAAAUAUAAAGACAAAUCGAACAAUUGAAAUCUAACACGCACAAUGGCGUCGGCUGUGGAAAUAACAACAACAACACCAUUGACGGCCAACGGAACUGCAGCUGCAACCGCAGACUCCGCCAGCGCUGUGUACGCCGAGCAACUGCAACAGGCGGAGGAGGAGAAACGGCAGGAAACCGGUGAAUCAAAUGAAAUAACGGCUGUGCCGCGUUAUGGAUUAAAACUAAAAUUUGAUCACGUUUGGCCUGAGAAACGUAAUCAAAAUUUGCGGCCAUCGAUAAAACAAUCGCUGCCCAUGGUCCCAUUAGUGUGCAGAUAUGCGGCCUACUAUUGGAAGGUCUCUCGCGAAGGUCGUCGCGUGUACAUGGAUUAUUAUUAUAUGGAACAUGGUAAGCAGAUCUAUGGAGUGCCCAUUGGGGGCAUUGGUGGCGGCAGCAUUGGACGUGGCUAUGCUGGCGAAUUUUGUCGCUUUCAGAUGCGUCCCGGCAUCUAUGAGUACAAUGUGGUGCAUGCCAAUCAGUUUAUAGUCACCAUCAAGGAUCACAAAGGUUGUACCAUCUUUCAGAGUUUGCUUUCCAAGUGCAGCACCAAGUCAAACAAGGCAAAGACCAACAACAACGAUGCCGACGCCGAUGAGGCCGAAGCUCGCAAAACUAAAUGUCAACUGCCCAAUUGCAGCAGCCGCCCCCGACAGCCAUUGAGUGCCUGGCACUCAAACAUUGAGGACUCCCGAUGCAGCUAUACGGGUCUCUAUCCCCGCGCCUGGACCGAAUACGAUCUAUCGCUCUAUGGAGUGCGUUUGGUGUGCCGCCAGAUCUCGCCAGUGAUUCCACACGACUACAAGGAGUCGAGCCUGCCCUGUGCCGUGUUUGUAUGGUCGGCCGAGAAUGUGAGCGAUCAGGAGCGGAAGGUAUCGAUAACGUUUACAUUUAAGAAUGGCACUGGCAACAAGAAACAGGAUGCUGAGGGCAAUGCCGAAUCGGAACUAAUCAGCGAAGGCAAUGCCAAAGGUGUGGCCAUCAGGCAGAAAAUCAACGAGAUGCCAUGUAGCUACAAUCUGGCCUGUCGCGUCUUGCCCGAGAUUAGCAUAACGCGUUGUCCGCAAUUCGAUCCGGCUGGCAACGGUGAGCAGUUGUGGGCACAGCUGAAGGAACAUGGCCAACUCAAUGAGCAACCCACCACGGAGGUACUCAAGACCAAGGACAUUGGUGUGGCUGUCUGUGCUCAGCUGGCGCUGAAGCCGAAAGCUUCGCAUGAAUUGGAAUUUGUACUAGCAUGGGAUAUGCCCAAGAUACAAUUUCCACGCAAGCUGCAGACGCACACUCGCUACUACACGAAAUACUUUGAUGACAGUGGCGAGUCUGGUCCGAGGAUAUGUGAGUACGCAUUGAAGCAUUAUCCCAGCUGGGAGCGACUCAUCGAUGCCUGGCAGCGACCCAUACUUAACGAUGAUGGCCUUCCCGAUUGGUAUAAGUGUGCCAUAUUCAAUCAAUUGUAUUUCAUCUCUGAUGGUGGCACCUUGUGGCUCAAAUGUGACUCUUCACUGGGCACUCAGCUGGCUUACGAUGAUCCGCGCUUGGCGUAUGGUCGCUUUGGUUAUCUAGAGGGCCAUGAGUAUCGCAUGUAUAAUACGUACGAUGUGCAUUUCUAUGCCUCGCCUGCAUUGGCUCAUCUCUGGCCCAAUUUGCAAGUGAGUUUGCAGUAUGAUUUCAAAGAUGCCAUUGCCGCGGAGCUCAACGACACUCGAAAAAUGCUCUACGAUGGCAAAGUGAUGCCGCGCAAAGUUAGGAACUGUGUUCCACACGAUCUAGGUGAUCCUGAUGAAGAACCCUUUACGCUUAUCAACUGCUAUAAUAUACAUGAUGUCAACGACUGGAAGGAUCUCAAUACCAAGUUCGUGCUUCAGGUCUACAGGGACUACUAUGUUCUAAAUGAAUUGGCCCAGGCGCAGGCGGACAAUGCCAGCAAGUUCAGCUCCAUAGAAUUUAUCGACAAGGAAAGUCUCUACGAGCUCUAUUCCCAGGAUAACAAGCGCAAGAACUCGGCAGAUGAAAAGCAACAAAAUCGCAAAUCUGCUUCCAUGUACAUCAAUGAGACCAAUGGCAAGGUAUAUCUUAUGGAUGCAAUGGGCUACUUAAAGGCCAUGUACGGCGCCUGUAAAGCCAUUAUGGAACGCACUAUUGAGUAUGACAAGGAUAAUGAUGGACUUAUUGAAAACACUAAAAUGCCUGAUCAAACCUACGACUCUUGGGUUAUGGAUGGCCCAAGCGCGUAUUGCUCUGGUCUUUGGCUAGCUGCCUUGCAAACAAUGUCGGUUAUGGCCACACUUUUGGAUCAGCCCAACGAUUGUCUGCGCUACCAGGAUAUUUUGGAGAAGGGCAAGCAUGCGUUGGAGGAGAAACUUUGGAAUGGCAGUUACUAUCGAUUUGAUUUGUCCCACAAUCAUAGAGAUACAAUUAUGGCUGAUCAGUUGUGCGGCCACUGGUAUUUAAAGUCUUGUGGCUUUGAUUAUGAGAUCUAUCCCAAGGAGAAUGUACGAACUGCUUUGAAGCGCAUUUACGACAACAAUGUGAUGGGCUUUCAUGAGGGCAAUAUAGGUGCUGCGAAUGGUUUCAUUGCGAAUGCUAGCGAGCCUUCAAAGCCGGGUCACGUAGACAAUAGCAACAUUCAAGCCGAGGAAGUCUGGCCAGGUGUUGUGUAUGCUUUAGCUGCAACCAUGCUACAGGAGGGUAUGUUCGAGGAAGCCUUUCAGACCGCUGGCGGCAUGUACAAGACCAUAUCGGAGCGUAUUGGCAUGAACUUUGAAACCCCCGAAGCGUUGUAUGGUGAAAAACGCUAUCGCUCGAUUGGUUAUAUGCGACCCCUAAGCAUUUGGUCCAUGCAAGUAGCUUGGGAGCGACGCAAGGCGCUACGUGACUAAAUUCACAGUACAAUCCUAUGUAUACCUAGUUGAUUUACCUUUAUAUCUACACUUACGAGUAUGUACCGCGAUACCAAAGAUAUUUGUAAGCUAUCAUUGAGGUUCUUAGCUUUUUCGUUUUUGAGAAAUCGAUCGUAACGUUACGAGCUUAAAUGGCAAUUC
Messenger RNA from Drosophila albomicans, 3235 nucleotides. RefSeq names its product non-lysosomal glucosylceramidase. Gene Ontology annotation, molecular function: glucosylceramidase activity; beta-glucosidase activity. The record is from RefSeq and is a predicted model, not a curated record. NCBI's taxonomy places the organism in Eukaryota, Metazoa, Arthropoda, Insecta, Diptera, Drosophilidae. Gene Ontology annotation, biological process: carbohydrate metabolic process; glucosylceramide catabolic process. Gene Ontology annotation, cellular component: membrane.